This is a messenger RNA of Microtus oregoni (creeping vole), 1384 nucleotides long. RefSeq names its product N-acylglucosamine 2-epimerase. The transcript has 11 exons. Gene Ontology annotation, molecular function: peptidase inhibitor activity; N-acylglucosamine 2-epimerase activity. NCBI's taxonomy places the organism in Eukaryota, Metazoa, Chordata, Mammalia, Rodentia, Cricetidae. The record is from RefSeq and is a predicted model, not a curated record. Bases 89 to 1348 code for a protein of 419 amino acids. Gene Ontology annotation, biological process: carbohydrate metabolic process; N-acetylmannosamine metabolic process; N-acetylglucosamine metabolic process.
CAGCUGAGUGAUUGUCACGGGAUUGCAACCAACUCCCGUUUCCUAGAGGAAAGCGAAUACACGGACCGAGCGUUAGGAGUCAGAGGACAUGGAGAAGGAACGGGAGGCACUGCAGGUCUGGAAGGAACGAGUGGGACAGGAGCUCGACACUGUGGUCGCUUUCUGGCUACAGCACUCCCAUGACGAGGAACACGGGGGCUUCUUCACAUGUCUUGGCCGCAAUGGGCAGGUCUAUGAUCACCUCAAAUAUGUCUGGCUACAGGGGAGGCAGGUAUGGAUGUAUUGUCGCUUGUACCGCCUUUUUGAGCGCUUCCACCGUGCUGAGCUUCUGGAUGCAGCAAAAGCAGGUGGUGAGUUUUUGCUGCAUUAUGCCCGGGUGGCACCGCCUGGCAAGAAAUGUGCCUUUGUGUUGACUCGGGAUGGCCGUCCAGUGAAGGUGCAGCGGACCAUUUUCAGCGAGUGUUUUUACACCAUGGCCAUGAAUGAGCUUUGGAAAGUAACAGGGGAAACACGUUAUCAGAAUGAAGCUGUGGAGAUGAUGGACCAGAUCGUCCACUGGGUGCGGGUGGACCCCACUGGGCUAGGCCGGCCUCAGCUCUCGGGGACCCCAGCCACAGAGCCCAUGGCAGUGCCUAUGAUGCUGCUCAGCCUGGUGGAGCAGCUUGGGGAGGAAGAUGAGGCACUGACCAGCAAGUACGCAGAACUAGGGGACUGGUGUGCCCACAGGAUUCUGCAGCACGUCCAGAGGGAUGGAAAAGCUGUGUUAGAGAAUAUAUCAGAGGAUGGUAAAGAACUCCCUGGUUGCCUUGGAAGACAUCAGAACCCAGGCCAUGCAAUAGAAGCUGGCUGGUUCCUGCUCCAGUAUGCCCACAGAAAAGGUGAUGCCAAACUUCAAAUGCACAUCAUUGACAAGUUUCUCUUGUUGCCUUUCCACUCUGGAUGGGACCCUGAGCACGGAGGACUCUUCUACUUCCAGGAUGUUGAUGGGCUCUGCCCCACCCAGCUAGAAUGGGACAUGAAGCUUUGGUGGCCACACAGUGAAGCCAUGAUUGCCUUCCUCAUGGCUUUCAGUGACACUGGGGACCCUGCCUUGCUUCAAAUCUUCAACCAGGUUGCUGAGUACACCUUCAGCCAUUUUCAUGAUCCUGACUUUGGAGAAUGGUUUGGCUAUCUGAACCGAGAGGGAAAGGUGGCCCUCAACAUCAAGGGAGGUCCUUUUAAAGGCUGCUUCCACGUGCCGCGGUGUCUGGCCAUGUGUGAGCAGAUUCUGGAAGCCCUGAUCCACCGCCUCGGGCCCACCCCCGUCGUGUCCUCACCCGCUGACCCCAUCUACGGAGGCUCGAAAUAAAUCUGACCCUGCUCCACCAGCUUGUGUGCGCGCCUC